UAGUGACGUCACAGCAAAAUGCGGAAGUAGGCCGUCGAUGAACGGUGUGUUGUGUUUUGUUUGUGAUCCGCGGCAGAUUAUUAUUAAUUUGAUAAAGUCGCUUUAUUAAAUGUAAUAAACUGUUAAUAACUCACCUGCAGGAUGUCACAGGACCUGUGGUUACAGAAUUAUGAUGCCACGUGCCGACUCACUCAGGAGAUCGCUGAGAACAUCCAGGAGAGGAACCGACAGCAGAGAACCGGCGGGAACCCAGCUAAGCUGAACAUGACCCUGCGAGCGUCUCUGCAGAAACUGAAGCAGAACAUCACACAGCUUAGGGAGACACUCGCUCGAGCCUCAUCCCAGCGUCGAAUCAUGCAGAGUGAAGCUGACCGGCGACAGAAUUUGGUGGAUGAUUUGGUGACGAGAGAGAAGCAGCUGUUCAGCUCGUUUAGCCGAGACCCAAGCGCUCCGGAACCGUCACGUUCAGCUUUGUUAACGGGAGGAUUUGGGGUGGAGCCUGCACAGAAUCCAUGGCUGGUCAACGAAUCAGAGGAGACGAGAGGACUGACGUUCAGAGAGAUCAAAGAGCAGCAGCAACGUGUUAUCCAGGCUCAGGAUGAAGGGCUGGACGUGUUAGCAGAUGUGAUCAGCAGACAGAAGAGAAUGGGACAGGACAUCGGAAAUGAACUAGAUGAACACAACGAGAUCAUUGAUGACAUCACACAGCUGGUGGACACCACGGACAGCCGCAUCCGCAACGAGACUCGCCGAGUCCAGCUGGUGGAGACCAAAUCUGCUUCCUGUGGUAUGUUGGUGGUGAUUGUGCUGCUGCUCAUUGCCAUCGUGGUUGUUGCUGCUUGGCCGACAUAAACUGAUGAUGGACACACACAGCUGUGAAAUAAACACGCGCACACACACACACUUUAUUUAAGAUUUUGGCUGUGUUAGUGUUUAAUUUUCUUACACAGUGUUGAGGAAAAUCACUCUGUUUCCAAGUGUGUGAAACUGUAAAAGACACACACACACACACACACACACACAGUGUUUUAAAGACAGUCUCAUUACUGUAAGCUAAUCCUACAUUUGUAAUAAACGAACAUUUAGCCAUUUACAUUCAGUGUUUUACCUUCUGUUAUUGCUUGUGUGUGUGUGUGUGUGUUGUAUUAAAGGAUGACUACAGAAAUAUGAAAUUGCUAUGGAAUUAUAAGAAUUGCUAUAGCACUGCAGAAUUAUUGUAGGGUUUCUAUAGAAUUAUAAAAAAUCAUUAAAGUGUCAGUGUAAUGAUUCUAGAAUUAUAGUAUUUUGGUCAUAGUAUUAUUAUAGAACUCUUAUAGAAUUAUACGGGAAAUCAAUGAUCGUGGGAGUGUUAUGGACUUAUUACAGAAUUCUAAUAGAAUCAUCAGUGUUAUAGAACUGCUGUAGUUUUUCUGUAGAAUUAUUGUAGAAUUUAAUCACACUAGAACUGUAACAGUGAUGCUCUUGAUUUAUUAGAGAGCGUGGGAUUAGAAUUAUUAAUAGAGUUAUUCUUGUAGAAUUGUGACAGCAUGAUGGUAGCUUUAUUGUAGAAUUAUUAGAGUAUUAGUGUAGAGUUAGUGUGGGAUUAUUACAUUCAGUCUACAUGUAUUACAGAGUUCUCGUCACACUGACAUAGAAUUAAGAUAGAAUUAUGGUUCUCAGUCGGAAGGUUCUGUGGUUCUGCAGGGUUCCUGCUUUUUCUCUCGUUGGAAUUGAAAGUUGUUUUGAAGAGAAACAAUUUUCACACGAAAGUAAAAUCAUGUGGCUGAUGUUUGGAUGUUGAGAAGUUAUUCAGAUGAAGAGUCUUUUAUUAAUUCUUGAAUUAGUUUAUUUAUUUAAUUGAUUAAUUUUUCACCACACUGCUGCUCAGUAGUUACUGGUCCUCUAAAGAAACGGACUGUAAUAAAAUAAAACGGUGAAAUAAAGUUCUCAGAGUCGCACCAUUAAAGGUCUCGGGUCUGUAAUCAUCAGAACCAGGUGGAAAAAAAUCUCAGCUGGUUAAAAUAAACUAAGAAAUGAAGCUGUUUUUUAUUUUUGAAAGACAUGACAGCUCUAAAAUAUAACACACACACAAACAACAACAAACAAUGAAUUUUACACCAUAGGAACAAAGGUUUCUACAGAAUUACAGAAAAAAUGUAAACUGUGUGUGUGUGUAUAUGUGUGUGUUUGUGUGUAUGUGUAUGCGUGUGUGUAUGUUUGUGUGUGUGUGUGUAUGUUUGUGUGUGUUUGUGUAUGUUUGUGUGUGUGUAUGUUGGUGUGUAUGUGUGUGUUCAGGUUCCAGAUAAAUUCAGAAAAAAUGAGUGAAAUUCCUCUGCACAGAGACUCCACUGGGGGCGUGGCCUACAUUCAGAAGGUGGGGCUUAUUCAUUAGAGUGCUGAUUUGAUUA
Molecule: messenger RNA, 2387 nt
Organism: Hemibagrus wyckioides
Lineage: Eukaryota; Metazoa; Chordata; Actinopteri; Siluriformes; Bagridae
Gene: stx8
Product: syntaxin 8
Exons: 8
Coding region: 142-852 (236 amino acids)
Biological process (GO): vesicle fusion; intracellular protein transport
Cellular component (GO): endomembrane system; SNARE complex
Molecular function (GO): SNARE binding; SNAP receptor activity
Source: RefSeq, a predicted model, not a curated record